Messenger RNA from Cylindrotheca closterium, 1329 nucleotides. The record is from the annotation of a GenBank genome assembly. NCBI's taxonomy places the organism in Eukaryota, Bacillariophyta, Bacillariophyceae, Bacillariales, Bacillariaceae.
AUGGUAUCAGCAGACAUCGAUACAGCACCAUCCGACGAGCAUCUUAUGGAAGGCUGGGCCUCUAAAGUAGAGACUGUGGUGGAAGAUGAAUGCGAUUUGCCCGUGCGCGCCGAAGAAAGUAGAGAUCCUUCUUCUGCAACCGGAACACAAGAAACAGGAGAGUCAUCGCACCUUUUUUCACCCGAAGCUGAAAGUUCAGAUGCCCCUGUCACACCCAGCAGCAGCCAUGGGGGCAGUUGGUUACAAAGAGAUGGUAUAGAAACAGCAAAGCCGUCCUCAGGUAACUUUUGGUUUCGGAAAAAAGCCAAAUCGGGACAAGGGUCCCUAGCGGCGGGAAAGGAUCUCGAUGAAAGCGCAAGGAGAAACGAAGAGAAGGGUGCUGCACAACAAAAUAAACCAUGGUGGAAGGCUGGGAGGGAAGUGCCCCAGCCCAUUGAUGGAAAUAAGCAUCUGAACGGUAUUCAUCGCCAAUAUCGUGGUGAUUCAUCCUGGGUUCCCCAAGCAGAUCCACAAGGUGAAACUGGAAUUGUUGUCAGAUCCGAACCCGUCAAUGUUCUGUGGGAUCUCAUGUCUCGCGCCAUAAGAGAAAGCGCUCUAUGGAGGGCCGCAACAAAAGUGCACGAUAGUUCAAAAGCUGCCGCAGAGGAACGUGCGAAGCAGGGAGCUGCAGUGCGGCAUGGUUUUAGGAGAUUCUUCCGAAAGAGGAAGACAGACGACGAAGAAAACAUUGAAGCAGAAAAGAAAGCCCCCGCUCCUAAAGUCCCGUGGUGGAGUCGCUUUCGUAGAAAUCGUUCGAAUGCUGAGCAGCCAUCAGUCGAUGGCGAGACAUCAACGGCGAUUGUUCCUUACCAGCCGGAACCACAUCCGGUCGCUGCUGCAAUGAAGAAAGCUGCAGCUGGAGUUGCGGGCACAUGCAUGGUCAUUGUUGGUGUCCCAUUGCUAUUGUUUCCAGUGCCUGGACCUGGAGUUGCGAUGAUUGCAAGUGGAGUCUAUGUAGUUUCUACAGAAUUCGAGUUUGCACGAAGCUGGUUGGAGAAUGUGAAGACCAGAUUUGGAACAGUUUUUGACCGACUUGGCAUUGAGGUCGCCACACCAGAGGCUCUCGCAGCACCAAAGAGUUCGUCACCUGUACUUCUGUUGCCACCAAGUCUCCCACCGGCGAAUGUGGAUGGGGAAAUUAAGGACUCAAAUGAGGAGGAGGAAAGUGACGAUCACAAGAAAGAAGAAGGCAUCGAUUCAAAUGAAGUCCAUUCGGCUCUCGAAGCAGCAGAUGGCGACGACUCUAUAGAGGAGUAUCGCAAGACUGAAGAAAUGAUCAUCAGGGCUUAG